ACAUAAUAUUUUGUGCACAUAAUAUUUGUAAUUUAUCAGUAGAAUGGGGUUUUAUGAUUAUCAAGAAAAGGACCAUUCAGUAAAACAAGAAUGAAGAAAUCAAAUAGGAGAGAGACACAGUACAGGGAUGAACAAACAUGUUCCGCUGAUAUACACAGAACAUACAGCGGACCACGUGAUGAAGCUCUAGAUAUCGAUAGUGGUGCAGCUUCCAGUGUAAAUAUACCACAUGAACAUGGUUGCUCCUCUGUUACUACUAAUCUGGAAAACACGAGCAAUGCUCGAAAUGAAAGAAACAAAACUUUGAUAACAGAUUCUAGUGCAACAAAACAAACUGCUGAUCAUGCUUGUCAUUCCCAAAAGAUUAGCGGAAUCAUAGAAAUAUCAGGCAGCCAAACUGGAAACCUAAAUACCCUCACAGAAAAGCACGGACCGGAACACUUGACCGAAAAUCAGAAUAGUAAACGCUCUUCUCGGGACCUCCAUCUGGAUACUGAGGUAUCAAAACAGGUCGAUCAAAAACUUAAUUACCUAUGACUAGUAAAAGAAGCCAAUGCUAAGUACAAUUCAAAUUCAAAACAAGUCAGAGGCAAUGAUAGCUGCAUAGAUAGUAACUGCCUUGAAUAUGCAGUAAAACAGGAAACCAGAUUGCCUGUGACCGCUGUUGCAAUUAAUCCUAAGCAACCCAUAGUAUUUCCUGUAUCAAAAAGAGAGAAUAUGAACGCAAAACACGACCUGUCCACACCUUCAGUAGAUACAGAAAUACUUUCUCAUUUCGAUCCUUUGAUGAAGAUAAUAGACAAAAUAGCAGAUGGACAAAGAGUGCCGCCGCAAAUCAGCAUGCAGUAUGAAAUGCUCCGAUUUUGUACACUUCGUUCAUAUCCAAAGGAAAAUAAACCAUUUAUAACUAGAAUUGCACAAGCAGGAUUUUAUUAUGCAAACAACGGGGAUGAGUUGGUGUGUUAUUGUUGUGCGCGAAGAAAAAGUAACUGGAGUGAUAGUGACAUUCCUUUGGACGUUCAUCGACAAAUGAAUCCGAACUGCAGAUUUCUUGUUUGCAAUUCCGAUGUCAAUGUUCCAAUUAAACCAGCUAAAAUAACGAGGCGGCCCUUGUCAACGUUUUUUCAUGAAAACAAUUCUCCUGAAGUUAAUAGUAUGAAAACAUCAAUGGUGUCACAACCAAGGAAAAGAGCUAAUGAAAUGUCGACUAUAGUGCAUAAAACAUUUGAAAAUACAAUUCAGUCAAAUCUAGAUUCUUCUACCGAUAUGUUGAACAGAAACACUGUCCAAGCUGAUGCCUCUAUGGUAGCAAUGUCUUCACCAGCGCACCAGCUUGCCGAUCACGUGUCUGGACUAAGUGUCGCAACGAGCAGUAGUAAUAAGUCGUUGUUAAAUUCCAGUAGACUUGCGAAUGAUCAUGUUGGAAGUAUAACUGCAAAGACUUAUUCUGGGUACAGUAGUUCUACUGACGAAGGAAGAAGGGCGCAACAGAAUGUUACCCCAAAGUAUCCAAAGUACGCCAGUAAAAGUAUUCGAGUUGCAAGCUUCAGUGAAUGUGGUGACAUAGUCAUUUCGCCAGGCUUUCUAGCUGAAACAGGUUUCUUUUAUGCUGGAUUUGGAGACUGUGUGAGAUGUUUCCAUUGUGGAAUUGGUCUUCGACAUUGGUCUACAGAAGAUGAUCCUUGGAUAGAACAUUCCAGAUGGUCAAAGGAUUGCUUCUUUGUUAAACAAAAGAGAGGUCAGGAGUUUGUGAAUCUUGUGCAGAUGGCAGUACAAUAUCCUCAAAACCAUGAUCAAAAUGGAAAUAAAAGGCCCACAGACAGUAUGACAGCUGCCACACAUGGAAGAGAUAUGAUAGAGAAUCUAUUGCAAAGUGAUGCAGCUCAAAGUGUAUUAGAGAUGGGAUACCAUCGGGAUGUUAUAAGAAGUGCUAUCGGACAAAUAUUAGAGUUAAACGGCCGACCUCAUCUAACGGCAGUAAAGUUGAUGGAAAAAAUAUUUGCUAUUGAAGAGGGCGAGAACUUAAACAGAGCAGAGCAAAAUGCGACACAAGAACAGAAUCACUGUGCAUUGAAAACGGAGGAUAAACGAGAGAAAACUGAACAGUACAAUACUUGUAAAUCUUGCACCAGGGCAAAAGAUAUAAACAACGAUGUAGCUGUAACUAUCACGUCACGUGCGGAAACAAAACAAACUAGCUCAGUAUCAGGUGAUAACAGUGAUAGUUCCAGUUUGUCUGCACGGUAUUCCAGUAUUUCCAAAACUAAGAUACCAGGAUGCAAUCAGAUUUCGGAAAGGAAGAGGAUAAAAGAAGAAAAUGCAAAUCUAAAGCAGCAGUCUGUUUGCACAAAAUGUAAACAGAACGAUGUAUGCAUUGUUUUUCUACCAUGUGGACAUUUAGUAACAUGUGAAGAUUGUGCACCAUCUCUUAGGUAUUGUUCAGUUCAAACAUGUGAAAAAUACAUUAAAGGGACAGUUAGAACAUACCUAGCAUAAAACUAUUGUUUAAAGCGUGUAAGAGAAAAUAGUUAUAAGCUAUGUCUUAGCUUGUUGUUGGCAAAAAACAUUUGCGUUUGUUCUGCACAGAAUGUAUAAGCAGAAACUUAAAUAUGAUACACUGUACUUUUUGCAAGUCCAGGAAAUGGACACGUUACACUUACUAGUAGUCAGCGGAUUAAACAGUUUACAUGUAUAUAAAGACAAAACAUGUAUAUUGAAAAUUAGUCUGUUUUCGAUGGUUUUAACGUACAUUUAAUUUACAUUUCAACUAGAUAACUUUGGUGGAUGAUUCAAUCUCAUGUAUUCAAUAAAAACACAUAAACUCGAUUUCAAAUACUAUUAUCUUGAUUUCAUAACGUUUCUAAACACUUACAUUCAUUGAAGUUCAUUAUAUUUUGUUGUCUUGGCGGUAUAAUAUAAUUUAUGUUUUGCAUUAGUAUGUAUGUACUUUAUUCGUAAGGAAGUGAUACUUUUUGUGACAAUAUGCUGUACAAUAAUAAUGUUUUUUGAAUGUUGAUUUGUUAUCUUUAGAUACAUAAAAAAUUAUGAUUCGCAUAGGGGAAUAAUUUUCCGCUUAUAAAUAACUGUAAACAUGUAAAUAUUUGUGUCUAUUUUGUUUUUCAAUACACCAUUUUCAUAAAAUCUCAAAUAACUGUUUUACGUGUUACAGCGUGUCAUAAGUCUUUCAGACUCUGUUUGAUAUAAAAGAUGUAAAUUCGAAGGGUGUAGUAGAUUGUGUCCGAUUGUUUAUAAACUAGACUAUUUUAUUUCCUUAAAUACAGAACUGCUUCAAAAAUGACAUUUGUCUGUACUGAAAGGAACCGUAAUGAUUAUGCUGCUAGUUGUGAACCAAAUGUGCUUAUGGUAUAUUGCUAUGUAUGUAAAUUAAUAAAUACUGAAGUUGGA
Molecule: messenger RNA, 3405 nt
Organism: Mercenaria mercenaria
Lineage: Eukaryota; Metazoa; Mollusca; Bivalvia; Venerida; Veneridae
Product: baculoviral IAP repeat-containing protein 3-like
Exons: 8
Coding region: 718-2496 (592 amino acids)
Biological process (GO): regulation of cell cycle
Cellular component (GO): cytoplasm; nucleus; spindle microtubule
Source: RefSeq, a predicted model, not a curated record